ACAGAUGAUCGUGUGCUUUGCGAGUUAGUUAUUAGAGUGAUCGUUAGGGAACUUCCACGUAGCCUUGUUGAACAAAACAAAGAGCAAAAAUGUCUGGACGAGGAGGAAAGAAAAAGCAGAAGGUGCUCUCCCGUUCGGCCAGAGCUGGAGUUUUAUUUCCAGUUGCCCGAAUGUUGCGUUACCUGAAAAGAGACACACACCACCUUCGGAUUGGAGCCGGUUCUCCAGUGUAUAUGGCCGCAGUCAUCGAAUACCUAGUCGCUGAGAUUUUGGAGCUGGCUGGUAAUGCAGCUCAUGAGUUCAAAAGAGGUAGAAUCACUCCAAGACAUAUCCUCCUUGCUGUCGCUAAUGAUGAAGAACUGCACCAGCUUUUAAAGAAUGUCACAAUAGCACAAGGCGGAGUGGUACCAAAGAUUCAUGCCAUUCUCAUAGGACAGAGAGGAAAGAAGGGAGUCGCAGGGUCUGCAGCACCUUCUUCCAAUGCAACAGCUUCAUCGUCCAUUUCAUCUCCGUCCAAGCUGAUGUCAGCUCGUAAGACAGCAGCUAAGAAGACAGGGAAAGUGAUGCCAAAUGCCACUCCUGCUAGUUCUUCAAAGUUACCUGCGCCUUUACCAUUUAAAGGAAAACCCAAAAAGGCCGACUCAAUACCGGAUGGAAGUGGAGGCUUCUUAACUCUGUCUGAAAAAAAAUUGUUUUUGGGCCAGAAGUUGACAGUUAUGCAAGGCGACCUGGUGAAAACUGUGGCAGAUGCCAUUGUCCACCCUACAAAUUCUACUUAUCACAUGGGUGGGGAAGUUGGCCAAGCUAUUCAACGCGCGGGUGGCAAAGAGUUUCAGCAGGAAGUUGACAGUCUGCUCAAAACACAAGGUUCCAUCAACACAGCAGAAGCCACCAUCUGCCCAGCUCACAACAUAGCAGCCAAGUUUGUCAUCAACUGCAAUGGACCAACAUGGAAGCUUGAUAACGCACAGCAGUUGCUGGACACUUCCAUCAAAAAUUGUUUAAAACUGGCCGAUACGAAGGCUCUGAAAAGCGUGGCUAUACCUUCUUUGGGAAGCGGUCGUGCCGGCUUCCCCAAGCAAACUGCAGCCCAGAUCAUCCUCGCCUCCAUCCGCGACUACUUCUCCAAUGCAAAGACCAGCUCCCUGAAGCAGAUCUUCUUUGUCCUCUACGAUGCUGAGAGUGUCAAUGUCUACACCACAGAACUCGCCCGCCUGGAUGGAUGAAAAUAAAACCAUGAAGCUUAGACUGAGGGACAUCAGUUCUUGUUGGUUUUUUUGAUUAUCCAGUUUUCUGUAUCAUUUUUGUGUCUGUUGUUUCCAUACAACUCCUUAUUUCUUCACCAAAUGGGUACCUGUGUGACCUACAGUCCAAUCCCCGCCCCCCCCCCCCACCCCCCACUUCAUUUUAGUUUUAGAACGUCGAUCCCCCUAAAGUGGUUUUGAUAUUGGAGUAUAUGAAUUACAAAUGAUCUGUAGUAGUUUUGUGUAAGACGUUUGCAUGUUUCUUUUGUAAUUUUAUGAGGGUAAGAACUAUUGGUGAUUUUUAAAACUUAAAAAAAAAAAAUGAUAUGAGUAGUACGUAACCCUGACACACUCUAUAGCUUUUAUUGCUUUGCAUGUCCUUUCUCUGUUUGUAUAUUUUAUUUUUUGGGUCUUUUUUGUUGAUUUUGUUUUUAGCGCUUGUGUUUUUUUAGUUCUUGUUAUUGAAUAUAUGAUGGAAUGAGGAAUGUCGUAUGGUCUUGCAGAGAGAUUUCUGGUGGCGGUUCUUUUUCAGAUGAAUUCCUAAAUCAGUUCUUGUUGAAAGAAAAAAAAGUCAACGCAAAGUCGGAAACUUCAGACAGAUUUUGUCCAGCUUGGCUUGUUGAGUUGGCUGCAAAGAGGAAGCGCUAACAAAUGUUUGAGUUGUUUUCAGAUUGCGGAUCUCUCCCCUUACUUAAAGUAUCUAUGCAAGAGCCUAUCUGCAGAGCAUGAUUAAACCAUUUUGCUUUACUGGGCCUACAGCAUUGGUGGCUUUGACCGUCACGGAGUUGCAGCAAAUGUAUUUGAGCUCUGUAUGUGUCACAACGAGGUGGAAUCAGGCACUCGUCAAUUUUUGGGAAUGUGGAGUUAUUGAUAUCAUCUGAAAGCUUAUUCAUUUGCGUUGUUUUCAAUGAAAGAAAUAUCCUUCUAGCUUGAAUAGAAGUCGAGAUUAUAUUUGUGCUUGAAGGAGCUGGGUAGCUUGGUUUCAGUGGUAAAAUUAAUUAGAAAAUGGCUGCCAAAGUUUGGUAACUUCAAUAGCUUAAGAGUCUUUGAAAACUGAAUAUUACAAAUUUUUUUCCCAAAACAACAUUUUUUAGUAAAAUUUACGUGGAAAUGUGUUUUCAUGUGAGCAUGAAAGGUUCUUAGCCAAAAAAACAAACAAAAUUCGAUCAAAAUUGAUAAUAACCAUGCUGGUCAUCAGCUUUUCUCACUACGUGCUGGAGCAUUGGCCACCAACGAGAGCUUUCUCCGUCUACUUCUGUCCUGGGCUAUAAGUCUCCAUUUUUGGUCAGCUGCUCUGUAUUCUCACCUCAUUUAUGUCGGAAUGUAAGUCGCUCCUCCUCUGAGUACUUUAAGACUUUUGUUUUUUCUCAUUCCUUGUGAUAAUUAUCGCAUUAUGCGGAAAUUGUCCAGGUUCAAGUGAGUUAAUUUUGGGUUGCGAUGAAUGAAAGGAAGAGUUUUUUUUGUAAGUUUCCUUCUCUCAUUCUAAGUCUUGUAUGCAUUCAAACUUGCGGAAGGCAUUUGAUAUAGCCAAGUAAAAGAGAAGACCUUUUGCACAAUUUUUGUUGUACAGUGCUUAGGUAAAAAAUUAUAAAGGUUACUUUUUGGGAAAAGUAACAGACAAAAAGGAAAAUAAAUUUAGGAUAUUCCAGCAGAAUCUGCUUGCUGCUUCGUAGUAAUGAAGAGUAAACAUAGUAGUACAAAAGGUUUUAGCUGUUUUAACUGUGAUACGAAUAACGGUCCAGUUUAUGGGGCGUGGCUGUGGAAGUAUGACUUCGCUGUGUUACAGUGGGGUCAUCUGGUGUGAUCUGAGAAACUGGUGUAGAGUUCUGCAUUUGCUGUUGUCUACUUUUGAGUGUUCUUUGGUUUUGUGAGUGUACCAGGAAAUUUGCUGAAGUAACUGCUAAAUAUCUGAGCCUGAGAGCCUGGCUUGUGUGGAUGCUGCUAUUAAUACCUUAGUUGUCUCACUAGUGGCUUGAGGUAACUAGGGUUGUUGUUUUUUUUCCUUCUCGUUUCUUCUUUUUUUUUCAAAUGACCUGUCAAACAUGACUCUGUGGAUACUUUUGUGUUAUCUGUAUUGUUUAUGUUGUUAAAAAUUCUUUCUUGUGUAGUUUUUUUUAUAUAUAUAUUUUUUUAUUAGAGCUGUGUUUUUGCUUUAAAAGAAGGUGUGUGUUCAGGCUUGAAAAUCAGACCAAUAGUUUUCUGUGUGUGUACCUGAAGUGGUGUUUUCACACACCCCUCCGUGUAAUAAGUACUGUUGUAGGAGAAUGUUAACAUAUAAGUGAUUUUUUUAUCACCACCACUGCUCUUAUCGUUAUCAAUGGCAUCUGUGUAGUUUCCCGGUUUGUUAAAGAGAUACGUACGUACAUGUAUUUAUACUAUAGGCAGCAUUAGGUUCUGUCCUCAUGAUUCAGUUGAGCGAGGUCCAAUCACCACCCAGUUCGUACAUUGCACAUCCAUCAUCAUUUGUUAAUAUAUUCAUUAUUAUAAUCUGUCACUCAUGUCAGAAUUUUUUCUCUCAUCUGAAAGACACUUUUACUCAUAAUUGUCAUAAAAUUCUGCUGGGUUUUGUUUAAAAGACUGGGAUUGUUUUAUUCAAAUAAAUUAAACCUUUAACUUUAACAAACACCACCAUGUUAUAAUGAGUUAUGCUAUAACUAACGAAAUCGGGUCUCUUUAUUUUUGGGGGAUGACAACAUCUUGUGAAAGAACAAGUUCUCUUUUGCUGCAAGUUUUGUGAAAUAGCUUUUAUGUAAUUUGCAAAGUUUUAGAGCCGGGCUUUAUAAUUUACUUUUUGUUCCUACUUUUGAUGCACUCUGUAGCUUUUGAAAUACAUGCAUCUGAAGGAAAAAAAUACUGUAAUUCGUGACACUUUCUUUCUUCAUGCUGACGAUAUUGUAUUCUAUUUGAGUACUUGUUUUCUGCCGUUUUUCUUAACCUCUUGUUGCUUCCUGUAUUUUAGAAACCAUUGUACUCAGAAUGUGUUUUUUUCAUUUUUUGAAUGUCGAGUCCAUCUUUACAGUGCCAUUGUUUCUAUUCUUUCUAGCAUCUUAUCAGAAUGUUUGUCAUUGUACAAACUGAGCAAGUGUAUCUCAUAUUUGCAAACUUCAGUCACUUUGAUGUCUGAACGCAGCAUUGUUCCACCUGUUGCUUUAUACUUGAGUAAAUAUGGCUGUGUUUGUUAAAGAGAUUUUAUCAUCGUUUUAUGCUAAUCAAGAACUCACGGUGAUUUUGUGUUAAAAGGAUUCAUGUGGGAAUUUUUUUUUUUUUGUUUUUUGUGUCAUACUUUGGCUGAUAUACUUUGAUGAAAAGUGAGCUGUGAUUAUUGAGCUACUACUAGUUCAAUGGUACCUGUACCUUUAACCUGCCACGGUUUAAAAAAAAAAAAUGGUACAUAAGCUGUAUUAUGUAAAUCUUUUACUCCCAAGUCAUUGUGAUGUUGAGUAGUGGUGAAAGUCAUCAUUAACUGGUGGUAGUGAUAUGAAAGUAUAUUUUCCCAGUUGAGAAAAAAAAAGAUCAGACAUACUGCAUGGCUCAAGUGAACAUGAUGAACUUUUGUUUUGUCUGUUGUUGGUUUUUGUUGUUUUUUUAAAUUGUAUUUUCUUCCUUAUACCAGUGUGAUGUUAAAAGUCUGGAAUGGAAUGACAGAUACAAGUAUGUCCACAAAUACGUUUAUAUCAUCGCUGUGUGAAAGACCAAUUAUUAACAACUGUUCUCUCUAGAUUAUCACUUGUCAUAACAUUUUAUGGACAUUUACACCCUGCAUUCUUUGCCGUUUUCUUAAUUACAAAUUUUUUUUGGUCUAGAUUUGAUAUGGCGUUUUGGAAAUUUUCUGACCGCAGAACAAGAGCUAAAGAAUAUCAGUGUCGACGGGGUCCAGUUUGGAUUUUAAAACUAAAAUUCACUCAGUUGUACCAACUAGGGCUGCUUUAGAGUGCUCUGCCUUAUGUAUCUUAAGUUAAAGAGGGGGGGGGGGGGGGAGAUACAUCAUAUAUGUAUCUGUGUGUUUGGUACCAUUGUGAAGUCUUACAAUAGAAAGGUGCGUACCCUAGCUCUAAUGUUAUAUAAUCCAUUUUAAUAUUUAAAAAAAGACGGAAAAGAAAAAGUACAUUGAAAAGUAAAAUUGACUCACUUGUACUCUUGUACUUCUUGUAGACUAUUUUGCUUUUAUAACUCUCACUGAAUUGCGAGUUGGGUUGUUUUUCGUAACUGUAAAAAUUCCCAGUUUGCUUUUAAAAUCGAAACAUGCAUCACUCUCUGUAAAAACUGCUUUAAGGUAAGUUAAAAAGAACGUAUGUGCAAUGUGAGAAAAGAUUGCUGAAGUUGCAAUAAAUACAAGUAACUUAUUUAACCUGUGUUAUAUCGUUCUCUCAUCAUAUUCAAGUCAGUGACACUGACAGUAUUUUGGAUGGGAAAUAACCCAAGUCAACUGUAAAACAGCAUAGCACUUACUUGAGUUUGAUGUUUUGUAUAAAAAUCAUUAUAAAAAGUUAAGCACGAUGAGCAUAGGAGUGCCUCUUUUUUAUUAAAAAAAAAAAAAGAAUGUUUCUUCCGUCACAAACAACAGAAGUGAAGAGUCUAUUUGAAAACAGCCUUUUUUGUUCAAUUCAGUAAUGACUUGGAAGGAAAUUGGAGUAAGCUGAUAUUUUUGGAAAGUGCAGUGGACUCUGCUUAAACCGAAAUCUGCAGUUCCGCAGGAUUUUCUUCAGUUUAGCCCAGUUUUCAGUUAAGAGACAUUGCUCAAAUAGCGAAGAAAACAAUUAGGGGGUUCUGUUUUCUUUCGGUUUAUCGCUCUUUACAGAUUAACCGUGUUCAGUUUAAGCGGAUGCCACUGUAAAUAUCGGUGGCUUUGGAAAGGGCUGUUUUUGUAGUACUCACUCGUGGUAGCAUGGGCGUCUUUUACAAGGCUUGGGCACUGAUAAGAAAUGUUUUGUUAAAAUCCAAAUUCUAAAUGUUUUAGAAAGGGGGAAAAAACCAACAUAAUGUAUGUAGGUACGCAUGUUAAAAGAAUGACACAGUUUUUCCUCUCUUCUAUAAAAUUUUGCUUUCUGGGCUUAGAACUGAUGAAUAGUUUGUUGAAGAUAUUUACUAUCGGUAUUUGUCAACACAUUAACACGCUACAUUCAUCAAAAGUACAGGAAAAUUACUUAAAGACUUCAUGUUGAAUACUGACUUAGCAAACACAACAGUACUGUAACUUGUAGUCACAAAAUUUGCCUUGGUAAAUUUGUUCGUCUCACGUUUUGGGAAGCAGUCUUAUAAAUUAAAAUGUUGGCACUUUUUGUUUUUGCUAUUUCAUUUCAGACGUCUUUCAUUUCCAUUUCCAAUUUAUCAUUUCAUGUAGCUCAUUUACUAGACUUAUUUGUCUUGGUGAUGCGUGUGUAGGAAUCACUUUUAAUUGGGAUUCCAGUGAUACUGUGCUAAUUGUUUUGGGCUGUGUCAUUUGCUUACCAUAAUAAAACAAAUCCUUUUGUUCAUACA
Molecule: messenger RNA, 6722 nt
Organism: Aplysia californica (California sea hare)
Lineage: Eukaryota; Metazoa; Mollusca; Gastropoda; Aplysiida; Aplysiidae
Product: core histone macro-H2A.1-like
Exons: 8
Coding region: 90-1226 (378 amino acids)
Cellular component (GO): nucleosome
Molecular function (GO): DNA binding; protein heterodimerization activity; structural constituent of chromatin
Source: RefSeq, a predicted model, not a curated record